AUCAAGUCCCCUGAAGAGAGUACCCUUACGGACCCCGCCUCCGGCACUUCAAACGUCCCACCACCAGCAGCAGUAGCACGCCUCGCAACGACAAUGACACAAACUCCCAUGGACACAGGCCAACCACCGCAAACUCUGCAGCAGCACGAUGAAGGCCCGCGGAUGCGCACCCUGCGCCAACUGUUCGACGUGGCACUCGCAAACUGUCUCAACGCUAGCAGCUACGAUCGUUUCGCACAAGCGUUCCCGAAACUGGCCCGCGACGACCCUGACGCUCUGAGGAUAGCCCGGGAACAAACGGUGGAUUUCAUCAGGAACGCCAUGCAGGAAGAGUUCAACGACAUCAACACAGAACGCAACGUUGGCGAACAUCUCAACACCCUGGACAGGGUAAUCGCCGCCGCUCUCGCAUCACAAAAACAGCAUCAACUUCAACAAACGUCGUCAGCAGCAGCAGCUGCAGCUGCAGUAUCCGGCACCGGGAUAGUCAACCCAGUCCAGGCAGUACGAGCGCACGCUGUCCAAGCCAAACGCGCCGAAGUUGAACGACUGAAGGCGCGCCUACAAUCGGUCGAGAACGCAACAACAACCUACGAAACAACCCUGACCGACCUCCGCACGCAAACAGAAACCCUGAAAGACCACAUCGAGACGGGCAUCGCGUCGUUGUUGGCGUCGCGGACGGCGGUGGACCAGUUGGCGGUUGAGGCGACGGGCGGGACGGGUUGUGAUGUCGUGUGCAAUUGAUGCGGGAUGUGGACGGCGUGCGUCUGCGUGUAUCGAUGUUUCCUGGCGUUUUGGUGUAUAUUAGUACGUUCGUCUUUUUUG
This is a messenger RNA of Fimicolochytrium jonesii, 828 nucleotides long. RefSeq lists its product as uncharacterized. Gene Ontology annotation, cellular component: MIS12/MIND type complex. The record is from RefSeq and is a predicted model, not a curated record. The coding region runs from base 94 to 747 and encodes 217 amino acids. NCBI's taxonomy places the organism in Eukaryota, Fungi, Chytridiomycota, Chytridiomycetes, Spizellomycetales, Powellomycetaceae. The transcript has 3 exons. Gene Ontology annotation, biological process: chromosome segregation.